AUGACAGAUGAUAACAAUGGGCCAGGUCCAUCUACCUCAAGAUUUACUAAAUUCUCAGCUACAAAGACCAAACCCUUUUUCAAUAAGAUAAAAUACACCCCAUUAGAACAACAGUUUUUAGAAAUAAAAAAACAGUAUGAUGAUGCUAUAUUAUUUGUUGAAUGUGGUUAUAAAUACAGGUUUUUUAGAGAAGAUGCAGAGAUUGCUGCUAAAGUAUUAAAGAUAUAUUGUCAUUUAGAUCAUAAUUUUAUGACCGCCAGUAUACCUACACAUAGAUUAUUUGUACAUGUUAGAAGAUUGGUGGCUGCUGGGUAUAAGGUUGGAGUGGUUAAACAAAUGGAGACUGCAGCUUUAAAGGCAGCUGGAGAUAAUAGAAAUACACCAUUUAAUAGAAAGUUAUCAGCUUUAUACACUAAAUCUACUUUAAUUGGAGAAGAUAUCCUUUUUACCAUACUAUCCUUUUCACGGCAUAUAACAAAUCCAAAAUGCAUUGAUAUUGAUGAUAAACAGAGUGCUAUACAAUAUACUAAUCAUGUUAAACCAAAUAAUUAUUUAAUGUGUAUUUAUGAUGGAAUAGGUCGUGAUUCAGCUAAAAGAAAUGUUGCCAUUGUAGCAAUCGACCCAGCUACAGGAGAUGUUGUAUAUGAUAAUUUUAUAGAUGAUGAUAUUAGAAGCUGUCUGGAAACCAGAAUAACUCAUAUUAACCCUGUUGAAUUACUAAUACCACAGACUAUCUCAGAUACUACUUAUAAACUACUACAAGAUAUAGUAGCUCUUAGCUCAACAGAAGAUGAUAGAAUAAGAACUGAAAAAAUUGCUGAUGAAAAUUUCACUCAGGACAAAUCUAAGGAAAUAAUAUCAGAGUUUAUGAAAAAUGAAAAUGGUGAGUAUGGUUGCUAUGGGCGACAUAAAAUAUUAAAUCUGCCUAAACCAGUUUUAUGCUGUAUAUCUGGUCUAAUUGUUUAUUUACAUGAAUUUAAUUUACAUAAUAUACUAAAAAUUACAGGAAAUUUUAAUAAAUUCAGUAUAAAGAAUAACUAUAUGCAAUUAAAUGGUACUACACUACGGAAUUUAGAAAUAUUUAAGAAUUCAACAGAUUGUACUGAGAAAGGGUGUUUAUUUGGGGUAUUAAAUUAUACUGUUAGUAAAUAUGGUUGCCGUUUAUUAAAGUCGUGGUUAGCUCAACCUUUACUGGAUAUUAAAGAAAUAAUAAAGAGGCAGGAAGCUGUAGAAAAUUUAUUGUCUACAAACCAAAAGUUACAGAAGUUGAAAUUAUUGUUGAAUAAAUCCCCCGAUUUAGAAAGAACAUUAUGUUCAAUAUUUCACCAAAAGUGUUCUGUAUUAGAAUUCUAUACAGUAGUAAAAAGUUUGGAGAAGAUAUAUAAGGAAAUAAAGAUGUUAUAUAUUGAUAUAGAUAUGUUUAAAGAUAGUGAAUUAUUAACCAAGAUAUUUCAAGAGUUACCAGAGUUACUCUAUGAUAUUACAACAUAUAGUCAGAAUAUCAAUGAAACAGCAGCAAGAGAAAAUGAUAAAACCAAGUUAUUUAAUAAAGAAGAUAACUAUCCAGAUAUCAUGAAUAUUAAAGAGGAAAUUAAUGAAGUAUUGAAAGAUAUUAAAGAUCAUAGAAAAGAUAUCAGAUUAAUAUUACAUCAACCAUCUUUAGAUUAUGUUACUGUUUCACAAACAGAGUUUUUGAUUGAAGUUAAAAAUACGUUAUUGAAACAAGUUCCUAAAGACUGGGUAACUAUAAGUAGUACUAAAGCAGUGACAAGAUUUCACUCUGCACUAAUUGUUAGUAAAGUAAAGAGAUUGAAUCAGUUGAAAGAAGAAUUAGUUAUAGUUUGUAAUAAACUAUGGUUACAACUACUAUUGGAAUUUGGUAGUUAUUUUGUACGAUAUAGAAAAGCAGUAAAUUAUCUUGCUACUAUAGACUGUUUACUAUCACUAUCAUCUGUUUCACUACAAAAUCAUUUUACCAGACCAGUAUUCAGUGAAAAUAAAAAAUGUAUUAAGAUAACACAAGGAAGACAUCCUGUGAUAAGUACUUUAUUUUCAAAUCAACAACAAUUUGUACCAAAUGAUACUAAUUUAGCUGAUGAAAGAAUGAUGAUUAUAACUGGACCCAAUAUGGGUGGUAAAAGUUCCUAUAUAAAACAAGUAGCAUUAUUGUGUAUUAUGGCUCAGAUAGGAAGCUAUAUACCAGCUGAUGAGAUGACUUUAUCUGUUAUUGAUGCUAUAUAUACCAGAAUGGGUGCUGCAGAUGAAAUAUUUAAAGGUAGAAGUACGUUUAUGGUAGAAUUACAAGAAGCAUCUAAUAUAAUGAAAGAAGCUAGUAGCAACAGUCUAGUUAUAUUAGAUGAAUUAGGACGUGGUACUAGUACAUUUGAUGGGUUAGCAAUAGCUACAGCAACAGCUCAUUAUUUUAUAAAUCAGGUUCAAUGUUUUACAUUAUUUGUCACACACUAUCCAUCAUUAGGUGAACUAGAGUUAUUUUUUCCUGGUAUGGUAGGCAAUUACCACAUGUCAUUUCUGUUGAAUGAAAAUGAUAGUGAUAUUACAGAUUCUAUCACAUUUCUCUAUGAAUUAGUAAAAGGUCAAGCAGGGAAGAGUUAUGGUUUAAAUGUAGCUCAACUAGCAAAUAUUGAUAGUUCUAUCCUUACUACAGCAAAGUGGAGAUCACAACAACUUGAAAAUGAAAUACAAAGUAAAAGGUGUAACUUGGAUGUAUUUUUGAAAAUAUUUCUUUCUAAAAAUGAUGAAGAAGUAAAGAAACAGAUAAAAGUACUAAAUGAAAAGGUUUGAUGACAUGAAAGUUUAAAAUAAAAAUGAUUAGUUAU
Lottia gigantea (owl limpet) is the source of this 2837-nucleotide messenger RNA. RefSeq lists its product as hypothetical. NCBI's taxonomy places the organism in Eukaryota, Metazoa, Mollusca, Gastropoda, Lottiidae. Bases 1 to 2802 code for a protein of 933 amino acids. The record is from RefSeq and is a predicted model, not a curated record. The transcript has 20 exons. Gene Ontology annotation, biological process: mitotic recombination; mismatch repair. Gene Ontology annotation, molecular function: ATP binding; mismatched DNA binding; ATP-dependent DNA damage sensor activity. Gene Ontology annotation, cellular component: nucleus.